Messenger RNA from Egretta garzetta (little egret), 498 nucleotides. It is a transcript of the gene MFAP5, whose product is annotated as microfibril associated protein 5. Bases 1 to 498 code for a protein of 165 amino acids. Lineage: Eukaryota; Metazoa; Chordata; Aves; Pelecaniformes; Ardeidae. Gene Ontology annotation, cellular component: microfibril. The transcript has 8 exons. The record is from RefSeq and is a predicted model, not a curated record. Gene Ontology annotation, biological process: embryonic eye morphogenesis.
AUGAAGACCUCUGGAGCCUGUAUCUUAUGCCUCUUAGCACUCUCCUUGUCCCCAGCUGAUUGGUUUCCAUGGGUAGUCAAUGGGCAAGAACUGGAAAGUGCAACUGGUCAAGUUAGCACCGACUCUCUUAUCAGCACCUUGGCUACAGCUGUCACACCACCUGUGCUUCUUAGUCCUGUUCAGUCUGACAGCGAAACUACAACGGCUUCAUCAGAUUGUCGUGAAGAAAAGUUCCCUUGCACACGCCUGUACUCUGUUCACAAACCGGUAAAGCAGUGUAUCAGCUACCUCUGCGUUACGAGUGUGCGUCGCAUGUACAUAAUAAACAAGGAGGUGUGCUCUCGCAUUGUCUGCAAGGAGAAUGAGGUCAUGCAAGAUGAGAUCUGUCGCCAGCUGGCUGGCCUUCCUUCUCGACGUCUCCGCCGAUCUGGGCAACCCAUGCAUCUCCCUUGCAGACAACUCCUGGAGCAGCAGCGCAGGCAGCCUGAUGCUCUGUGA